Suricata suricatta (meerkat) is the source of this 5173-nucleotide messenger RNA. RefSeq names its product crumbs cell polarity complex component 2 (gene CRB2). The coding region runs from base 80 to 3343 and encodes 1087 amino acids. The transcript is spliced from 14 exons. Gene Ontology annotation, biological process: establishment or maintenance of epithelial cell apical/basal polarity; heterophilic cell-cell adhesion. Lineage: Eukaryota; Metazoa; Chordata; Mammalia; Carnivora; Herpestidae. Gene Ontology annotation, molecular function: calcium ion binding. Gene Ontology annotation, cellular component: protein-containing complex; plasma membrane. The record is from RefSeq and is a predicted model, not a curated record.
UAGUGCUGGUUGGAGGGAGAGGGGGGUGUGGAGACAGCCUGGCCGCCUGUUCCCACAGCCGCGAGCGGAGUGUGCUGCCAUGGCGCUGGCCAGGCCUGGGACCCUGGCCCCCCGCCCCCCAGCCCCUCUCCUGCUGCCGCUGCUCUUGACUCCUGCCCUCGCCCUCCUGGGUGGAACGGUACCAUCAGGGACCCCAAGUGUCUGUGCCUCAGACCCGUGCGCUCCAGGGGCCGAGUGCCAGGCUAUGGACAAUGGUGGCUACACCUGUGGGCCCACGGAGCCCCAGGGCUGCGCCAGCCAGCCAUGCCACCAUGGCGCCCUGUGCGUGCCCCAGGGUCCAGAUCCCAAUGGCUUCCGCUGCUACUGCGUGCCUGGGUUCCAGGGCCCACGCUGUGAGCUGGACAUCGACGAGUGUGCAUCCCGGCCCUGCCACCACGGGGCCACCUGCCACAACCUGGCUGAUCGCUAUGAGUGCCACUGCCCCCUGGGCUAUGCAGGUAUGACCUGCGAGACGGAGGUGGACGAGUGUGCCUCGGCACCCUGCCUGCACGGGGGCUCCUGCCUGGACGGCGUGGGCUCCUACCGCUGCGUGUGUGCACCGGGCUACGGGGGCGCCAGCUGCCAGCUGGACCUGGACGAGUGCCAGAGCCAGCCGUGCGCGCACGGAGGCCAGUGCCACGACCUGGUUAACGGGUUCCUGUGCGACUGCGCAGACACGGGCUACGAGGGCGCGCGCUGCGAGCAGGAGGUGCUGGAGUGCGCGUCGGCUCCCUGCGCCAACAACGCGUCCUGCCUCGAGGGCCUCGGGACCUUCCACUGCCUCUGCUGGCCAGGCUACAGCGGCCAGCGGUGUGAGGUGGACGAGGACGAGUGUGCGUCGGACCCCUGCCGGCAUGGGGGGCAGUGCCUGCAGCGCUCGGACCCAGCCCUCUACGGAGGCGCCCAGGCCGUCUUCCCCGGCACCUUCAGCUUCCGGCACGCUGAGGGUUUCCUGUGCCGCUGCCCUCCGGGCUUUGAGGGGGACGAAUGUGACGUGGACGUGGAUGAGUGUGCCUCACAGCCAUGCCUCAAUGGAGGUCGCUGCCAGGACCUGCCCAAUGGCUUCCAGUGCCACUGUCCGGACGGCUACACAGGCCUGACGUGUCAGGAAGAUGUGGACGAAUGCCUAUUGGAGCCCUGUCUCCAUGGCGGGACCUGUGAUAACACCAUGGCUGGCUACACCUGCCGGUGCCUGGAGACCUGGGGUGGGCACGACUGCUCUGUGUGGCUCACUGGCUGCCAGGGCCACGCUUGCCCACCCGCUGCCACCUGCAUCCCCAUCUUCAAGUCUGGGCUCCACAGCUAUGCCUGCCGCUGCCCACCUGGUACCCAUGGACCUUUUUGUGGCCAGAACACCACCUUCUCUGUGGUGGCUGGGAGCCCAGUGCAGGCCUCGGUGCCAGCUGGAGGUCCUCUGGGUCUGGCACUGAGGUUUCGCACCACACUGCCUGCCGGUGCCUUGGCCAUGCGCACUGAUGCUCGGGACAGCUUGGAGCUGGCACUGGUGGGGGGCACACUUCAGGCCACACUCUGGAGCCAUGGCAAUGCCACCGUGCUUCCCCUGGGGCUGCCGCAUCUGGCCCUUAAUGAUGGCCACUGGCACACAGUGGAGGUUUCACUCCGCCUGGGGGUCCUGGAGCUGCGGCUCUGGCACGAGGGCUGCCCUGCCCGGCUGUGUGUGGCCUCCAGUCCUGUGGCCCCGGCUCCUGUGGUGGCUUCCGCAGCCCCGGUGCCUGCCAGGCUCUGCUCCACCCAGCUGGGUGGCGCCGCCUUCGAAGGCUGCCUCCAGGACGUGCAUGUGGACGGGCACCUCCUGCUGCCCGAGGAUCUCGGCCAGCAUGUCCUCCUGGGCUGUGAGCGCCGUGAACAGUGUCAGCCUCUGCCUUGUGCCCACGGAGGGGCCUGCGUGGACAUGUGGACUCACUUCCACUGCAGAUGCCCCCGGCCCUAUAGCGGUCCUACGUGUGCAGAUGAGACUCCUGCUGCCACCUUUGGCUUGGGGGGCACCCUGAGCUCUGCUUCCUUCUUGCUCCACCAGCUGCCAGGUCCCAACCUCACCGUGUCCUUCCUCCUCCGUACCCGGGAACCUGCUGGCCUGCUGCUCCAACUUGCCAAUGACUCAGUAGCUGGGCUGACAGUGUUCCUGAGCGAGGGCCAGAUCCAGGCUGAGGUGCUGGGCGGUCCCGCUCUGGUGCUCCCUGGGCGCUGGGAUGAUGGGCUCCGCCACCUGGUGACGCUCAGCUUCGGGCCUGACCAGCUGCAGGGCUUGGGGCAGGAGGUGCACGUGGGUGGGGGGCUCCCCUCUGCGGAUGCCCGGCCCUGGGGUGGGCCCUUCCGAGGCUGCCUCCAGGACCUGCGACUCAAUGACCUCCGCCUCCCGUUCUUUCCGCCGCCGCUGGGGAACUCGAGCCGGCCCGGCGAGCUCGGCAGCAGGCAGUCCUGGAACCUCACCAUGGGUUGCGUCUCCGAGGACACAUGCAGUCCCGACCCCUGUCUCAAUGGGGGAACCUGUCUUGUCACCUGGAAUGACUUCCAGUGCACCUGCCCUGUCAACUUCACGGGGCCAACGUGUGCCGAGCGGCUGUGGUGUGCUGGCCAGCCCUGCCUCCCGCCUGCCACCUGUGAGGAGGUCCCUGAUGGCUUUGUCUGUGUGGCCGAAGCCACGUUCCGCGAGGGCCCCGCGGCGGCUUUCAGCGGGCACAACGUGUCGUCCGGGCGCCCGCUCAGCGGCCUCUCGCUGGCCUUCCGCACGCGCGACCCCGAGGCUCGCGGCCGCUGCCACUCCCGUCCCGACGGCCGCUUCGAGUGCCGCUGCCCGCCUGGCUUCGUGGGCCCGCGCUGCAGAUUGCCUGUCUUGCCAGAGGCGUGCAGCUUGAACUCCACCUGCCUCGAUGGUGGCCCCUGUGAGGGUGGGCCCCGGGCUGCCAAUUGCAGCUGCCAGGAGGGCUUUGCUGGCCAGAGGUGUCAGCUGCCCUGUGAGGCCAACCCCUGCUUGAACGGGGGCACCUGCCGGGCCGCCGGGGGGGCGUAUGAGUGCGUCUGCAGCGCGAGGUUCUCGGGCCAGUUCUGCGAAGUGGUGAAGGGCCUGCCGCUGCCACUGCCGUUCCCGCUGCUGGAGGUGGCGGUGCCCGCGGCCUGUGCCUGCCUCCUCCUCCUCCUCCUGGGCCUCCUCUCAGGGGUCCUGGCGGCCAGGAAGCGCCGCCAGUCGGAGGGCACCUACAGCCCGAGCCAGCAGGAGGUGGCUGGGGCCCGGCUGGAGAUGGACAGUGUUCUCAAGGUGCCGCCCGAGGAGAGACUCAUCUAGGGCUGCCUGGCUGCUGGCGCCAGCCCCUGCGAGGUCCCGGAUGGUUUGUACCUGAGGACCCAGGGAGGCCCCUUCCAGGAGCCUUCGGGGAAGCCGCUGGCCUCUCACGGGCCUUCGGGAGCUGCCGUGGAGCCCAGGAGACCUGCCGGGGAAGUGUCACCUCUGCUGCCGGCCCCUGCCUCUGCCCCGGGAGAGGGGAGCACUGACGGGAGCACUCAGGGAAGCAGCCGGGAGCCUGGCGAGGCCUUGGAUGGCUCCAUCGGACCUGCCAGCUCUUGCGUCAGCAAGCGAACCGCUGUGUGGGGGAGGGGCACAUGUGGGUGCACACGGCGUGUUCAGAAGUGUGUGUGGGCACAUACCUGGGGACUGCUGAUCUGCAGAUGUCCGUGUGCGUGUCCUGGACGGGGCUGUGUCCUUGCUGUGUGUGCACAGGACCGCGUAGUGGGUGCAGGCGAUCCCACGGAGGGUGGCUGGGCAUUGGGGAUAACCUUCCUGGCCCUAGGCCAGGGGCACUACAUGUUUCCUGGGAGGAAACAGGCCAAGGCUUUACCCGAGGACCAAGGUCCCCGGCUCUAGCAUCUUCUCCCGCCUCUGGAGGCUGCUCCCACCCUGGAGGCGACUGGGAAAUUGGGAGGGGGGCGGUUAUCAGCUAGGGGCCCCUGGUUCCCAGGACACAUGCUCCUUCAGGCAGCUGUCUCUGGCCUGUGCCAGAGUUGGACCACAGCCAGGGCAGACCUGGGGGAGCAGAGGACAGGCCACCCCAAGCUCUCCCACCUUGCCGUGGCCAGCUGUCUGGGGAAGUGGCCUCUGCCUACCUCGCAGGGCUGUUGUGAGAUCAGUGGAUGAUGAUGGGGAAAGAGCUCGGGACUUUGCUACUGGGUUGUCUGGGUCACCCUUUUAGGUUUCAGGAAGGGUUGUCUCUCUGGCUGGAGCUGGGGAAAAGGCGGGGGGGGUGUUCCCAGGGGCUUGCAAGAAGGCCAGAGGAUAAAAGAGCAAAACUACCGUCUCCCACCCCCGGCCGACCAUCUCUGGUUCUCCAGGGCCAGCACUCCCCGUCACAGCUGCUGGUGAGGCCACUCCACCUACAGACAGGUCGUCUCUCUAAAUGGCUGAGGUGGGGGGAGGGGGAUUCAGGACUCGCAAGAAGCCCUCAGAGCUGUUUGCUGAACUCAGCAGAUGUUGGCAUGGCCUCUGUGUUGGGGUUUGGUCCUGCAGACACAGACACAGACACAGACACGAGGAGGAACAUGCUGCUCUCCUUCCAGUCCCUUCCCUGGUGACGCCAUCACACCUAUCGCAAAGGGGCACCUCCCCCCCCCAGCGCCCGACCUCCUCCCAGCUUCACGGAAGCCCUUAGUCCCUGACCUGGAGACAUGCCUUUCUAUCCUUCCUGUUUCCUAGACCAGCGCCUCCUGUGCCAAGGCCAGGGGACCCCUUUCCACUUUUAAGUUGGCAGUUGGCUUUACCUGGCUCCCCUCGGGGGCUCAGCCAGCUCCUAGAGGCACAGGAUCCAAUCUGAAGGAGAACCGCGUGUGAUGAGGGGUGAGGGAGCGUGUGGGUGGGGGUGCUCAGCUGAAGCUGGGCUGGGAAGGUCCCUGAACGCUAGGUAAGGGGCUCGCUUAGUCCUUAUCCGGUACGAGGUGGGACCUUUCCCUCACCUUUCUCCACCACGACUCCUGGGAAGGUCAGGGAGGAAACAUCUGGUAGCAGUACCUUAGCCACAGCUGGUGCCUUGGUUAUUUAUUAAAUCAGGGAUUUGGCGAACCUGUGUUCUUGCAGACUCCUAAGACACAUGGAACCCCAAUAAAUAAAAGUGCCACUUUUUUAGGA